CUUGAAUGAUGGUCAUCUUCUUCAACAUGUUAUAAAGUCUUGGUGGAAAAUUAUAAGGUAGUCAGUGCAAAGAGUGGUGCUUUCAUGUAUUGACAUAAUGUUCAUUGCUAAGAUUAACGUUUGGAUGCUGAUAUUUCUUUGUAUCGGAAAAGUGAGAAGUACAGAAACCGAGGCAAAAGAAGAUCUAGUCCAAUCGGAAUCGAAAGAUGGAACAUUGGAAAUCAUCAAGCAAAUCAAGAAAGUGAACAACGAUGGUUCUUACACCGUGGGAUAUGAAGCUGACGAUGGUUCUUUCAAAAUAGAAAGUAGGGAUGUAUUGGGCAAUAUAAAAGGCACGUAUGGUUACAUAGAUGAUACAGGAAAAAUCAAAAGAGUUUCAUACAGUUCCACAAAUUCUACAGAUAUCGUGCAUCACGUUGAAGGAGAUUCUGUUGUCCAAAGAAUUCCAAAGCACAAUAGAACGUUUGUUUCUUCUACAACGAAUCGACCCUACCAUUCAACAACUACUGCUUCAAGUAUACAGAAUCUUGUAAAGAAAAAACACAAUAUAGUCAGCUCUACAACCAACAGACCUACGUUUGAUGAUUCGGUCAGUAAAAGUACAACACGAACCCAUUUGGUAUACGCUACAACUCCACGUAGUAGAUUUUUGUUGAAAUCUUCUGAUGAUUCCCAACACACUAAACAGGAAGGUCAGUUGGCUCGUCCUGAAGAAUUGGACAGACCAACAGAAAUUCCACUGUUUCGACGACUAGCUGCGAAUCAUCCUGCAACUGAAAUUAAACCUGUGACUGAAGAACCUGAACUGAAAAGCAAUAUACUCCGUCGACAAUUACCAAGAGAAAAUGACUACGAUCCGCAUCAACAUAUUCACAACCUUCAACAAUCGAUUGGUAGUGAUUCUCCUGACGUUUAUAGUGCCUCAAUGACUACAGGAACUCCUAGACCUCUUUUUACAACAACUUAUCGUCCAAUCAGACUUUCAAGUACUACCUCACCUAUCAGAAGAGCUACGGUUAGAUAUCCGAAGAAUUUGCAAGCAUCUGCCCAGCAUAAGGAAGAAACUACAACUUCCACUGAACAGGAAGAGUCCAAUGAGCAGCCUGCUGUAUCUGAACCUACACCUACAACUGUGCCUGUUGUACAAAUACCUGCAAAUAGAGCACAACCAGAAACUUUAGUAGCUUUAAGACAUCCAUAUCAAAGAAAUACGGUAUUAGUUCCUCUGAGUCAUAUUCAAAGGAGACUAGUUCCAUUUGCGUCUCCUAGAGACAUCAAUGACAAUAUUCAGGGAUAUGUACCUCAACUAGAGCAGUACACAGGAGAACCCACAUCAAAUCCUGUUUAUAGUCAAGAAGCACCUAGACAUGAAUAUGCAAGGCGUUUGUCUCCUCUAAGACCGAUGCCAGUUCAAAUAGACGAAAAUGGUUACGUAAGGGAGUACCCACAGCAAUCCCUGCAGCAAAAAUUUGUAGCCGUACCAAUUCCUGUUUCUCAGAGAUAUCUGCAAGAGGUUCCGUCCAAUAGUAUCGAAAAUAUUCAACCUCCAGUUAGCAUCAGAGAUUUUCAGAUAAUACUCCAGCAAUUAGAACUCAGACAAAAACGGCUAGAACGUCUUCACGAACUCACCGAUCCCAGAAGAAUCAGCGAAUAUCAGCAAAAGAGGAAUUUUGAACCGAACCAGUACUAUCGUCGUUUUGCGCCAAAUACCAAUCAGGUUGUACAAUUCGUUCCUAAUCAAGAUGCACAGGGUAGAAGACAUUAUGACACACUUCGUAACCGCGAACUUCCAUAUCAAGAUUCUCAAAAUCAGUAUGAAGAUGAACAAUUCGCACAAUCAUAUGUACCAACAAAAAGGGUUGCAAGACUGUUGAAGAACACGGGUGAGCCGUCGGAUGAUGAGGAGUAUUUACCAGCUGAUAUAAGGGAAAUGCUCUUGUUGAAAAUGCUGCAACUGGCAGUCAAUCCAGCAUUACCUCCAGAUAGUGAAGAGUCUGGUAGCACGAAUAGUCCUGUAAAUUAUUUUAAGAAAGAUCCAUCUAGAAAUGUUGAAAUAUUGGGUGAAGAGCAGGAACAAUCAAGAAGACCAUCAAGAGUGAAGAGAUUCAAAGAAGCAGACGAUUUAGAAUAUACCGAAUGAAAUUGACACAAACAAAAACCAGAGAAAUGUUAUUUUUAUAUAUUUUUUUAUGUAUAUAUAUUUUAUUUUAUUAAUUUAUUAUUAUUAUCAAAAUCAACCAACGUGAGAACCAGCCGUUUGACGAUCAUUUCAUUAUUUCCAAAAAAAAAUUUCAUUGGAAUUAAUUAUUAAGUGUUGAUAUCAUUUUUGAAUCUUAUCAUAAUCAUCUGCUGAAAGUGAAAAAAAUUUCAAUAUUCUUGACUCUUCAAAUUUCCACUGUUUGUAUCUCACAUAGUGUUAUUCAAUACUGAUGAGAAUUGCCACAAUUUUCACUCUGUAUUGUUCUUCCAAGUUGCAUAACUAAGAUAAUUGUCGACUACCAAAGAUGUGAACUGAAUUUGUGAGAAAACUGUUACCGCUGUUUCCUAACGAGAAGAAUGUUCUAUUAUUUUAAUAAUAAAACAAUAAUGAAUA
Molecule: messenger RNA, 2593 nt
Organism: Harmonia axyridis
Lineage: Eukaryota; Metazoa; Arthropoda; Insecta; Coleoptera; Coccinellidae
Exons: 2
Coding region: 98-2140 (680 amino acids)
Cellular component (GO): chitin-based extracellular matrix
Molecular function (GO): structural constituent of chitin-based larval cuticle
Source: RefSeq, a predicted model, not a curated record